AUGGGAAAUUAUAAAUCUAGACCAACUCAAACAUGCACUGAUGAGUGGAAGAAGAAAGUCAGUGAAUCUUACAUUAUUAUAAUAGAAAAAUUGGAAGAUGACCUGCAAAUCAAAGAAAAAGAACUUACAGAACUAAGGCAUAUAUUCAGCUCUGAUGAUGCCUUCACUAAAGUAAAUUUAAAUUAUCGGACAGAAAAUGGGCUGUCUCUACUUCAUUUAUGUUGCAUUUGUGGAGGCAACAAGUCACACAUUCGAACCCUUAUGUUAAAAGGGCUCCGCCCAUCUCGACUAACAAGAAAUGGAUUUACUGCUUUGCAUGUGGCAGUUUACAAGGAUAGUGCUGAAUUGAUCACUUCCCUGCUUCACAGUGGAGCUGACAUACAGCAGGUUGGGUAUGGUGGCCUCACUGCCCUGCAUAUUGCUGCAAUAACUGGUCACCUGGAGGCUGCUGAUGUGCUGCUGCAACACGGAGCUAAUGUCAAUGUCCAAGAUGCCGUUUUUUUCACCCCAUUGCACAUUGCAGCCUACUAUGGGCAUGAGCAGGUAACUCGCCUCCUUUUGAAAUUUGGAGCUGAUGUAAAUGUAAGUGGAGAAGUUGGAGACAGGCCCCUCCACCUAGCAUCUGCCAAAGGAUUUUUCAAUAUUGUGAAACUCUUGAUGGAAGAAGGCAGCAAAGCAGAUGUGAAUGCUCGGGACAAUGAAGACCAUGUCCCACUCCACUUCUGUUCUCGUUUUGGACACCAUGAUAUAGUGAAAUACCUGCUCCAGAGUGAUUUGGAACUUCAGCCACAUGUUGUUAAUAUCUAUGGAGAUACCCCUUUGCACCUAGCAUGCUAUAAUGGAAAAUUUGAAGUUGCCAAGGAAAUCAUCCAAAUAUCAGGAAUAGAAAGUCUGACUAAGGAAAACAUCUUCAGUGAAACAGCUUUUCACAGUGCUUGUACCUAUGGCAAGAACAUUGACCUGGUUAAAUUUCUUCUCGAUCAGAAUGUUGUAAGCAUCAACCAUCAAGGAAGGGAUGGGCACACAGGUUUGCACUCUGCUUGCUACCAUGGUCACAUUCGCUUGGUGCAAUUCUUGCUGGAUAAUGGAGCUGAUAUGAAUUUAGUAGCUUGUGAUCCCAGCCGAUCUAGUGGUGAAAAAGAUGAGCAGACAUGUUUGAUGUGGGCUUAUGAAAAAGGACAUGAUGCAAUUGUCACACUCCUGAAGCAUUAUAAGAGACCGCAGGAUGAACUGCCCUGUAAUGAAUAUUCCCAGCCUGGAGGAGAUGGCUCCUAUGUGUCUGUUCCAUCCCCCUUGGGGAAGAUUAAAAGCAUGACAAAAGAUGGUAGGUCUUGGGCUAAGGUUCUAGUUCAACCAAUUACUGACAGGUUUGCUUAUCUAUCAAAUUCAAAUCCCAAGGAUUUGACUCACACAGCUGUUUACACCAAAUGUCAUCCUGUGUACGAAGGCACUCUUCAUAAUAUUCUUCUCUCUGAGGAUGGACAUGCUGUAGUAGCAGACUUUGGAGAAUCAAGAUUUCUACAAUCUCUGGAUGAAGACAAUAUGACCAAACAACCUGGGAACCUCCGUUGGAUGGCUCCUGAGGUGUUCACCCAGUGCACACGCUACACCAUCAAAGCUGACGUCUUCAGCUAUGCGCUGUGUCUAUGGGAACUUCUGACUGGUGAAAUUCCAUUCGCUCAUCUCAAACCGGCGGCAGCCGCGGCAGACAUGGCUUACCAUCACAUCCGACCUCCCAUUGGCUAUUCCAUUCCCAAACCCAUAUCAUCACUGCUGAUGCGAGGGUGGAACGCAUGUCCCGAAGGAAGACCUGAAUUUUCUGAAGUUGUUACCAAGUUAGAAGAGUGUCUAUGCAACAUUGAGAUGAUGUCUCCUGCAUCAAGUAACAGUAGCGGGUCUCUCUCACCUUCCUCCUCUUCUGAUUGCCUGGUGAGCCGGGGCGGACCUGGCCGAAGCCAUGUGGCAGCUUUACGGAGUCGUUUUGAAUUGGAAUAUGCUCUCAAUGCAAGGUCCUAUGCUGCCUGGUCCCAAAGUGCUGAACAAUAUUCUUCUAAAGGCCUGUCUUUGGAGGAGAUGAAAAGUCUUCAGUUCUUACCCACCGACAAAUAUGGCUACGUGUCUGAUCCCAUGAGCCCGAUGCAUUUUCAUUCUUGCCGGAAUAGUGGCAGCUUCGAGGACAGCAGCUGA
Messenger RNA from Condylura cristata (star-nosed mole), 2187 nucleotides. Its product is annotated as serine/threonine-protein kinase TNNI3K. Bases 1 to 2187 code for a protein of 728 amino acids. The transcript is spliced from 22 exons. Gene Ontology annotation, cellular component: T-tubule. Gene Ontology annotation, biological process: protein localization to T-tubule; regulation of cardiac muscle contraction; protein phosphorylation. Lineage: Eukaryota; Metazoa; Chordata; Mammalia; Eulipotyphla; Talpidae. The record is from RefSeq and is a predicted model, not a curated record. Gene Ontology annotation, molecular function: ATP binding; protein binding; protein kinase activity.